CACCCAUCCUCAUCCAUUACCACACUCAUGUUAAGCAGGUUGGCACCAGCCCAGACUGGACUAUCUUGGGUAAAAAAAAAAUACCUGCAUAAAAGCUCAGCCUGUGAGGAACCCAGACUGUUCUCCUGUGCCAUCCCUACAGCCCCUGUUCAACCUAAGGUCAAAUUGCCUUCUCUCCAGCUUAUUUUGCCUGCAUGUAAUCCAACAUCGUGAGUGACCAAGACACUGCAAUAUAGUUCAAACUGCAGAGUACCAGGCAUAGGUUGAGUCAGGGGAACAUCUCACCAGCCCAGACUGCCACCAUGAUUGGUGAGAUCUGUGCUGCAGCAACCUUCAUCUGCAAGUUCCUCUGCACCAAGGGCCUCAGGAAUGAGGAGCUGCUGCAGACCUUCAGCCAGAGCCUGCAGGAGCUGCUGGUAGAACACUACAAACACCACUGGUUCCCAGAGCAACCCUGCAAGGGAUCGGGUUACAGGUGUAUUCGCAUCAACCAUAAGAUGGAUCCUCUUGUCAGUCAGGCUGCGCAGCAGAUUGGACUGAGCAGUAGAGAGUUGUUCAGGCUUCUCCCAAGUGAACUCACACUGUGGGUUGAUCCCUAUGAAGUGUCCUACAGGAUUGGAGAGGAUGGCUCCAUCUGUGUGCUGUAUGAAGCCUCACCAGUGGGAGGUAGCUCUCACAACAGCACCAAUGCACAAAUGGUAGAUAGCAGAAUCAGCUUUAAGGAAGAACCUCUUUUGGGCAGAACAGGCCCUUCUAAAAACUACAAUAUGAUGGCUGUAUCGGUUUAAGAUAUAGUCUACAUUUGAUUUUUUGCUUUGGGUGGGCUCCUCUUGGGCAUGGAUUAUUGAAUUUAAACCAUGUCACAGAUGUGAAAAUCUGGCACGAGAUAGUGUUGAUAUUUUUAAGUGACACUGCUAUAGUUCGGAUAGUUCUUUUUCAUGAUGUAUUAGCCUGGAGUUAAAGGAUUCAUUCACUUUAUUUACAAGGGAAUGAAGCCACCAAUUGAUUUCUUUCUCCCAGAUAUUAUACCCAUAUUUUCAUGUCAGUCCCUUUAAGGAAAAUCUGUAUUUCAAAAUAACUAUCUUUCAACCUAAAGACAAACAGGUUGCAUGAAAAGGGAAAAUGUCAGACCUUGUAUUGUAUCCUUAGUUUUAGCAGGGAACCAGAAUGUGACUUUGCAAGGGGCUUUUAAAAGGCCCUUAAAAAGACACUGCCUGAGCCAUGUUUGUUAGCACCAGCCUGUUUACAGUAUUUUUGCUAGUUUGUAGUUUUCUAAGAACACUUAUUUUUAGGAAGUGGAGGUGUAGUUAGUAACUUCCUUAUGCUUAUCUGGCUUAAAAUAUCUCCCACAAACCAACAUUCCUUUGUGCAUUAUGAAAUACUGUAAUUUCCACAGUUUGUGUGGAUCAUCUGUGUCCAAGUUAUUCAGAUUUCUAUAUUUUAGAUGAAAGGCUUUUACAUGUACUCAGCUUUUUACAAUCUAAGAUUAAUUUGUAGCUUUCACAUUAAACUAUACAUUAGUC
Messenger RNA from Mus musculus (house mouse), 1523 nucleotides. It is a transcript of the gene Btg1b, whose product is annotated as BTG anti-proliferation factor 1B. Lineage: Eukaryota; Metazoa; Chordata; Mammalia; Rodentia; Muridae. The transcript is spliced from 4 exons. The coding region runs from base 303 to 788 and encodes 161 amino acids. The record is from RefSeq and is a predicted model, not a curated record.